GCUGCCGCAUUCAGCUCAGCUGCUUGACUGAACUAGCCUAAUGGAAAUGCUUAAUCAAUUACCAGUCAUACCUGUUGAACUGUGUGUUGCAAUAUUUGCCUCAAGGUGAACGCUAACCGACUACUACCGUACACUAGUCCAUCAGACAGUAUUUGUAAUUCAGGGGUAAAGCAGUGAAAAUAAUUUGGGUGACACAUACCGGUACACCAAAGCGUCUAGAAAUUCAGUCGUGGAGAUCUGAAAAAAAAAUGCAGAGAGGCAAGCGUUGGCAGAUUCUCCUGCUUGUAAUUGUGGUCAUCACAGACCACAAUUUAUUCACUGAGGGCCGAUGCCGACGACUCCCCAGGUACACAUUCUAUGACUGCCAACCGCCGUGGCAAAUGUUUGGAUACAACUGCUACUGGUACGUGGCUGUGACAAAGAACUACAACUCUGCCGAGCAACACUGCCAGACCAACUCCCAGCCGGGCAGACUGGCCCACCUGGCGUCCGUACUCAGUGACGAAGAGAACCAGUUCAUCAACAACUUGACUGGAGGGGCGAGCGCCUGGAUUGGAUUCAACGACAAGGCCGCGGAAGGAGUCUACACCUGGUUGGAUGGAAGUCCCGUUGAUUACACCAACUGGAAGCCUGGCUGUCCUGUGGGUGAUCGCUAUGGGAAUCAGGACUGCAUGCAAUUGUUUGGAGGGCCUCAAUGGAAGGAUUACUUCUGCGGGAAUACACUGAAAUCCGUCUGUAAGAUGCCCAGAUAUGCUUUGGCCUAAACCACCUUGACUACUUU
Patiria miniata (bat star) is the source of this 781-nucleotide messenger RNA. RefSeq names its product alpha-N-acetylgalactosamine-specific lectin-like. Gene Ontology annotation, molecular function: signaling receptor activity. The transcript has a single exon. Bases 249 to 764 code for a protein of 171 amino acids. The record is from RefSeq and is a predicted model, not a curated record. NCBI's taxonomy places the organism in Eukaryota, Metazoa, Echinodermata, Asteroidea, Valvatida, Asterinidae.